Molecule: messenger RNA, 2718 nt
Organism: Hypoxylon trugodes
Lineage: Eukaryota; Fungi; Ascomycota; Sordariomycetes; Xylariales; Hypoxylaceae
Product: HET-domain-containing protein
Exons: 2
Coding region: 476-2695 (739 amino acids)
Source: RefSeq, a predicted model, not a curated record
GGUACAUAUCCCAACAGAUACUAGAGUGCUUAGCGAUUUAUACAGUUAUUUUGGGGGGCUUAAGAUCUAGAUACCUGAAAAUUUGAUGGCUACCUAAUUAGGUAUUGGAUCCUUCUCGCCGAUUUAUAGCAAUUCCUGCGUCAAUCCUGGCAGAGACAAGCCCCACACGCGACGUCGGACAGGGAUAGGUCUACGCGACCUUGCUACGAUGCGUAAUCUAUUUAUGAAUUGCUGCGAUGCAUUGGUCGCUCAUUUCGAAAUGCUACCUUCUGCCCCACCCCACACCCCCUUUUUUCGGUGCAUAGGCGCCUAACUGUUACAUAGUAGGUAUGGCGAGGCAAUGGCGAAGCAGCAGUAAUGCCAUCUUUGCUGAGGUACAUACUAUUACUAAGUUGUAAGUAAAAGAAGAGCUCCUUGAAGUUCUCGCUUUUUCAAGUUAAGCUACGGCGGGAAAGCAUCAAUUAUUAGUGUCAGCAUGAAUGCACAAGAAAACUUGGAGCCUUCGCUCCUUUCGGCAAGAAUUUUCCAGCGCCAAAUUCCCUUUGAAGAAGAGGAUAGUCAUUGCGCUAAUAGCAACUCGACUGUAGCUCAGAAAGAAUGCACUACGCAGAGAGGAUCCGACGUCGUCGACAGCAGUUCAGGUUUACAAGAUAACGGCCACGCUCUAUGCUCGACAUGUACAUCGGCGGAUUUGGCUUCACUAAUCGUCAAGGUACAGGCGAAGCCGGCCGAUGCGUUUACCGUUCGGCUUAUAAGACGUCAAAACCCACAACUCGACAGUCCAGCAUGCCCACUCUGUAACGUCAUUUCCUGGAUGCUACAAGCAGAUCCCGACGCCGAUAGGGGCGGAUAUAUGGUAUUAAUCUUAGCUACCGCUAAAAGUGAUAUUUUGUUUCCAUAUAACUUUAAACGUAGGAAGCAAAUCUUCUGUUUUCUCAUACUUAGAGAAUGGCCGAUGAAAUCCACCGCUCCUAGGAUUAAUAGACUCGCAUCGGUGAUUAUAUCUCAAUCGUUCCUCGAUACCAAGCACAUACACCAUUCAAGAUUGCAAAAACCCCUACGAAAAUGCGUUGACUAUUGGCUAAUACAAUGGUGGCUCUCAAGAUGUGCCUACAAUCAUACAAAUUGCAAACCUCCAAAGGUCCGGUUACGAGCGCCUUCGAAAUUGAAACUAAUCGAUUGCCAGACACUGAGCAUUGUGGAGGCUCAGCCGUCGUAUGAUUAUUUCGCUCUCAGCUAUGUUUGGGGCCCGAAGAAAUCCUGUGACUUUCCACCUAGGGGCGUCGAAGACUUCCCGGCAACUAUCAGGGAUGCAAUCAAAGUUACCCGCGAAUUGGGUUGUCAAUACCUUUGGGUGGAUCGAUAUUGCAUCAACCAGAACGAUUCGACCCAUAAACAUGAUCAGAUCAGACAAAUGGGGCGUAUCUACAACCAAGCCUCUUUGACGAUCAUUGCAGCGGCUGGAUCGGACCCUGAUUACGGCUUAUCGGGAGUAUCCCGAGAACGCGAUGAGAUACCUAGCAGAACCUUUUGGAAUUGGAGAAUAGAUGGAUUUCACGCGCAUCCUUCUGAAACAAUUCGCAAAAGCGUCUGGAUGACUAGGUCCUGGACAUACCAAGAGGCACUGUUGUCUAGGCGUCGCUUGAUUUUCACAGAUGAACAAGUAUAUUUCGAAUGUCAGGGGUCCGUCCGAGAAGAGUUUCUUACUGAAGAUUUUGGCGUAUCGGAUCUCGGAGGGGUCGUAUCUAUGUUCCAUGACAGUGUAUUUGGAACUCAGUUGUCAGAGAUCUUCACUUAUAUAUCAGAGUACUCGCAAAGAAAUCUCACGUACGAAGGGGACUAUCUCGACGGUUUCUUAGGUAUCCUUGGCUCACUUGCUGAAGCUAAAUAUCCCAUUCGUCAUCUAUUCGGGGUACCGAUAUUUCCUUCGGUCGCAUGCGACGACUCAGAACCUUGUGUUUCUGCCAUUAAGCAUAAGAGCUGCGGAUGUCGACUAAUGAUGGGAAUGAACUGGGGACUAGAGAAUGGGGCGCGUCGCCGAGGACACGGAUUCCCCAGUUGGUCUUGGGUUGGUUGGUCAGGUUCGGUUACGUGGGAUGCGUAUGAUUCCAGUUCAUUUUCAGUCCUGGAUUCUGACAAUGAGGUCCGGGUUGAAGACACCUCGGGAAGGAUUCUUCCGCUAGAAAUGAUAUGCAACUCAUCAGACGAUUUGCUUCUGGAACAUUACAGCCUUUCCAAAAUUCUUCACAUCAAUUCGGAAGUGUCUGAAGUCAAGGUAGUUUACCUUCGUCAAGAGUUGCGUGAUGCAUUUAGACUUUUACCUUUGAAAUGGGCGGAUGGUUGGGGAUUAAGAGAAUCUUACUUGGGACUCGGGUGUUGGGCCACCUGGGAAGUUCGAGGGGGCCUGCUUGUAUAUAUACGUUGCAUAUUAUUUGAGGAUCUUGGUAAGAAUUCUAUGAGAGAUAAUAUUGCACAGAUAGGGAAAUUCAAGGUUCUGGUCACUGGAAAAUUCCAUAAAAGAGGAAUCAUUCAUGGGAGGCUGAUACAAGAUGUUGGGGAAGGAUAUGAAGUAGUUGGGCGUGUAUCUUUCCAUGAUCAUAAUAUGUAUGCACGCAAUGUUCAGGGCGAUUUAGAAACGCUUACUUUGCAAGAUAUACGACUAACUAUGGCGUGGGAAUGGAUUCGUUUAUUAUAAUAGACUUUACUUUUUUAUUUCAA